Molecule: messenger RNA, 2814 nt
Organism: Pipistrellus kuhlii (Kuhl's pipistrelle)
Lineage: Eukaryota; Metazoa; Chordata; Mammalia; Chiroptera; Vespertilionidae
Gene: COG3
Product: component of oligomeric golgi complex 3
Exons: 23
Coding region: 172-2658 (828 amino acids)
Biological process (GO): Golgi organization; intracellular protein transport; intra-Golgi vesicle-mediated transport
Cellular component (GO): membrane; cis-Golgi network; COG complex
Source: RefSeq, a predicted model, not a curated record
CAGUCCCGCCCACACACUGUGGAAGCGCUUCCGGGUUCAGGUGAUUCCUCCCGGUACGCCCAGCCCUGCUGCCGGUGCUUAGCUGGAAGCCCGUCUUUCCCGGAAGUGGCCCGGGCCAGUCCUUCGGGGUCCCCAGUGCCCGCUGCUGCUGAGGCCCCGGGGGCGGCGGCGAUGGCGGAGGCGGCGCUGCUGCUGCUGCCCGAGGCGGCGGCGGAGUCGGACGCCCGGGAGAGGCUGGCUCUCUGGGAUCGGAGACCCGACACCACGGCGCCGCUGACCGACCGGCAGACGGACUCGGUGCUGGAGCUGAAGGCGGCGGCGGAGAACCUGCCCGUGCCGGCCGAGCUCCCAAUUGAAGACCUAUGCAACUUAACGUCCCAGUCGCUGCCCAUCGCACAGACUUCAAUAGUUCCUGAGUCCACAGAAGACAUUCUCCUGAAUGGUUUUAUUUCAUUAGAAAUGGAAAAAGAAAAAAUAGAAACGGCACAGCAGUUUUUCUCAUGGUUUGCAAAGCUACAAACUCAGAUGGAUCAGGAUGAAGAAACUAAAUAUAGACAGAUGAGGGAUUACUUGUCUGGGUUUCAGGAGCAGUGUGAUGCUAUAUUGAAUGAUGUAAACAAUGCUCUUCAGCAUCUGGAAUCAUUGCAGAAACAGUAUCUUUUUGUGUCCAACAAGACAGGAACACUACACGAAGCCUGUGAACAGCUCCUAAAAGAACAGUCGGAACUUGUUGAUCUGGCUGAAAACAUUCAACAAAAGCUUUCCUAUUUCAAUGAAUUGGAAACUAUUAACACAAAAUUGAAUUCUCCUACAUUGUCUGUGAAUAGUGAAGGAUUUAUACCUAUGCUGGCCAAGUUAGAUGACUGUAUAACAUAUAUCUCAUGUCAUCCGAAUUUUAAAGAUUAUCCUGUUUAUUUACUGAAGUUUAAGCAAUGUCUUUCUAAAGCUUUGCACCUCAUGAAGACAUACACUGUGAACACUCUACAGAACCUCACAAAUCAGUUAUUAAAAAGGGAUCCUUCAUCUGUACCUAAUGCAGACAAUGCUUUCACACUAUUUUAUGUGAAAUUUCGAACGGCUGCUCCCAAAGUCAGAACUCUUAUUGAACAAAUUGAACAGCGAUCUGAAAAAAUACCUGAAUACCAACAAGUGCUAAAUGACAUCCAUCAAUGUUACCUUGAUCAGCGGGAGCUCCUUUUGGGGCCUAGUAUUACUUGUACUGUAACAGAGCUAACCAGCCAGAACAAUAGAGAUCAUUGUGCCUUGAUUCGCAGUGGCUGUGCCUUUAUGGUCCAUGUGUGCCAGGAUGAGCACCAACUUUACAAUGAAUUUUUCACAAAACCAACAUCAAAAUUAGAUGAACUUUUGGAGAAAUUGUGUGUGUCAUUGUAUGAUGUCUUCAGGCCAUUGAUCAUUCAUGUUAUUCACUUAGAGACACUUUCAGAACUUUGUGGGAUUCUUAAAAAUGAGGUGCUGGAAGAUCAUGUACAGAACAAUGCUGAACAACUCGGAGCCUUUGCAGCGGGAGUAAAGCAGAUGCUGGAAGAUGUACAAGAGCGGCUCGUCUACAGAACCCACAUCUACAUCCAGACAGACAUCACUGGCUACAAGCCGGCGCCUGGGGAUCUGGCAUAUCCUGAUAAGUUAGUGAUGAUGGAGCAAAUUGCACAGAGUUUAAAAGAUGAACAGAAGAAGGUACUUUCAGAAGCUUCAUUUUCAGAUGUUCGGUUAGAAGAAACAGAGUCUAAUAAUCUGACAAAAUCUGGUUCAACAGAAUCUCUCAAUCCUAGACCACAGACCACAAUUUCUCCAGCAGAUCUUCAUGGAAUGUGGUAUCCUACAGUUCGACGCACUCUUGUCUGUCUCUCUAAAUUGUACAGAUGCAUAGAUAGGGCAGUGUUCCAAGGAUUAUCACAGGAAGCCUUGUCUGCCUGCAUUCAGUCGCUACUUGGAGCAUCAGAAUCUAUCAGCAAAAACAAGACUCAGAUUGAUGGACAACUUUUUUUAAUAAAGCAUCUUUUGAUUCUUCGUGAACAAAUUGCUCCAUUUCACACUGAAUUCACCAUUAAGGAAAUUUCCCUGGACCUCAAGAAAACUAGAGAUGCAGCAUUUAAAAUCCUGAACCCUAUGACUGUUCCAAGAUUUUUUAGGCUGAAUAGCAACAAUGCCUUGAUAGAGUUCUUGUUGGAGGGCACUCCUGAGAUAAGAGAACAUUAUCUUGACUCUAAAAAAGAUGUAGAUCGUCAUCUGAAAUCGGCCUGUGAACAGUUCAUUCAACAGCAGACCAAGCAGUUUGUAGAGCAGCUGGAGGAGUUCAUGACAAAGGUUUCAGCAUUAAAAACAAUGGCCAGUCAGGGAGGACCCAAGUACACUCUCUCACAGCAACCGUGGGCACAACCAGCAAAGGUCAGUGACCUUGUGGCAAGUGUCUACAAGACCAUAAAAGCAAAGCUGCCUCAGACCUUGAGAAGUAUGUCAUUGUACCUAUCCAAUAAAGAUACCGAGUUCAUCUUGUUUAAACCUGUUAGGAAUAAUGUUCAGCAAGCCUUCCAGAAGCUCCAUGUUUUGUUAAAGGAAGAGUUCAGUCCUGAAGAUAUCCACAUCAUUGCUUGUCCUACUAUGGAACAGCUGAACCUCUUACUAUCAGUUUCUAAAUAACCAGACCGGUCCGGCGGUGCUUGUAGACGGUCUGUCCAGGAGCGGCUGAGAGCCAGGCUGCAGGACACUUGAGGAACUGUACGUGGGCCUGUCCCCAAGAACCACUCCAGCGUGCUACUUACCGCUGACUGCAGGAUGAAAUACAAGCAGAGGGUU